Molecule: messenger RNA, 1376 nt
Organism: Cucumis sativus (cucumber)
Lineage: Eukaryota; Viridiplantae; Streptophyta; Magnoliopsida; Cucurbitales; Cucurbitaceae
Product: gibberellin 2-beta-dioxygenase 8
Exons: 4
Coding region: 164-1198 (344 amino acids)
Source: RefSeq, a predicted model, not a curated record
UCUCGCUUCUUCAUUAACAUUCAAACCACCUCUCAUAAUCUUACUUCAAAAUGUUGGUCAUGAACAGAAGGUUUGCUUGCAUUGUUAGAGCUUUCUGAAGGUUAUCAAAAACUUAGGUUUUUUUUUUGUGCAAUCAAAGUUAAUUGGGGUUUGCAUCUGAAAUAUGGCCGAGAUUGAACCACCAUUAGAAGAAAGGUAUAAUGAGUUGAAGAAAGAGGAAUUAAAUGGCAGAAGAACUAUAGAAGCUGAUGAAGAAGUAAUAGAAGAAUGUGAAGAAGAAAUAGAGUUACCAGUGAUUGAUUUAGGGCAACUAAAGAAGGGGAAUUUAGAGAGAGAGAAAUGCAAGAAAGAAAUAGUGGAAGCAGCAAUGAAUUGGGGUUUUUUUCAAGUAAUAAAUCAUGGGGUUGCUGAGAAAGUAUUGAAUGCAAUGAUAAAUGAGCAAAAGAAAGUGUUUAAUCAACCUUUUGUUAACAAAAGUUUGAGUACUAAUUUUCUUAAUUUGCCUUCAACUCACUACCGCUGGGGUAACCCUGUCGCUAUUUCUUCCUCUCAAAUCUCUUGGUCUGAAGCUUUUCAUAUUCCUGUUUUGGAAGUUUCAACCUCGCACCAUCAUAUUACUCUCAGAACAACAAUGGAAGGAGUGGUGAAGAAGUUAGGGAGUUUAGCAGAGAAGAUAUCAGAAAUAUUAGGGCAAAGUUUGGGGAUAAAAUCAAAUUACUUCAAAGAAAGGUGUGAGAAAGGGAAGAGCAGCUUUAGAAUGAACAGAUACCCACCAUGUCCAAUUGCUUCACAAGUCUAUGGUCUCAUUCCUCACACUGACACUGAUUAUCUCACAAUUCUUUACCAACCUCAAAUCAGUGGUUUGCAACUCAAGAAAUCUGCUAAAUGGUUCCCUGUUAAACCUAACCCUCGAGCUUUGCUUCUCAACAUUGGUGACUUAUUUCAGGUAGUGAGCAAUGAUAUAUUCAGAAGCCUUAAACACAGAGUGGUGGCUUCAGAAGGAGUUGAAAGAUAUUCAUUUGCAUAUUUCUAUUGCCCGUCUGAUGAUGUGAUUAUUGAGAGUUGGUUGAAACCAAGCAUUUACAAGCACUUCAGCUACAAAGAAUACAGACAACAGAUUGAAAAAGAUGUUGAGAAAACAGGCAACAAAGUUGGCCUUUCAAGGUUUUUCUUGCACAAUAUCGCCUUGCCUCAUUAAUUAGUCUCUCAAUGAUCUAUAUAUCCAUUAUUAUUAAUUCUACCUAACUAUUAUGAGAGGAAAUUAAAUAAUUAAUUCAACUAGUAUAUAGCUAAGGAGAGGCUAUUUGGGUGUGUGUGUUUUGUAUCAAAUAUUGCCAACCUACAUAUAUAUCACUUUCUUCUAUGUUAUAAGCUCA